AUGUGGAUCCUCAGAUACCAGUAUGAUUUGGAAGAUGGUAAUUUAAAGCACGUCUCUUGCUGUUUAAGACUUGGUGAGACGUAUAACAUCGGCAGAUCUAGUAAGAACCUGUUAAAUAUAAAAAAUGAUAAAAGUAUAUCGAGACAACAUGUAAGUAUUUGCUGGGAUGGUAAGGAUCGUCAAUUGAAACUGAUUAACCAAGGUAAGAUGACAGCUGUUUCUGAAAAGUAUUUAAAAAUGGGGGAAUCUAUAAGUUUUGGGAAAUCAAUGGGGACGGUUUUGGUGGAAUUGGGCACAAAACCGUUGAAAAUGCAACUGCAGUGGAUGGAUUCUAUUUGGAUGGUACCUCAGGGAAGUCGAUCAGACCAUAGCGCUUUAGAAGAACUUGGCAUUGAAGUUUUGUCAUCUGAAUUAAGUAGGGCCAAUCUUAUAGUGAUAGAUGAGCAGCAAAAUUACUCUCGAUGGCUUUAUGGAUUAGUAAAGAGGAUACCGCUCAUGAACCUUGAGUUUUUGAAUGUUGUGUCCCAGAAAGUUUCUGGUCAUGAAACCGAAUUCGAUUCAAUUUGGACCAAGAUUAUGAAUGAUGGAAGUCUUCGGUACAAAUCAUGGGAAGUUCAAGCUCAAGUAUUGCAGAAUCUAGAGUUUUUAACUGUUGGUAAGGAUGAAGACACCUCGUUAGCUAUUGAAGCUGCUGGUGGUAAAUAUUCAGCAGUUCUGAGUGUUGAAGAAUUGCGAGAAGCAGUGAAAAGGAAGGGGGAUUUGAGUAACGUUGUAAUACUAAAAAGUCAUCUUACACCAGCUGAGGAAUUAGCCCCCCUGGGCAAGACUUUUACCGUGCAGGACGUGGUGGAAGCGAUACUGAAAGAUGAGGUGAAUUCAUUGAAGAAUGGAGUCAUUGGAGAGGUUGCGAAGAGACCUGAAGCUGAAGUCCCAAUGGAAAAGCCAGUUACCAAGAAACGUAGGUUGAAUAGACCUAGAGUCAAACCACUAGAUAUUUUGAGUUUCUUUGCUGGCGGUGACUCCAUGAAAGAAUCUCAGGGAGAAUCCACCAUGAAGUUAAAUUCACAGGAGGAAGAAUCGAAGGAUCCAAGAAAGUUAGAAGAUCCAAAGGAAGAAUCAAAAGAAUCUAAGGAGGUAUUGCAACCAGAGGUACCGAAGGAAUUUAACGAAUAUUCGAAGGAAGAACCUGGGCAAAAGUCGUAUGAGGAAUCAAAGGCAGAUGAAAAUGAAAAAUCUCUGGAAGAAACGGUCGAACCAACUCUACAAGUGACGGAACCUCCUCCUACGUCUGCCGCUGAAAAACCAAAUAACGCCCGCCCUCAUAGAAAGCCAACUUUAAGUGAUUAUAGGAAAGGUGAGAGUCCUUCACAAAAUGAUAUGAUUCAAAUGAUUCAAGACACCAAAAACCAUGAAGUUAAGCGUCUAAAUUCCACCAUCAUUCAAGUUGGUGAUGAGGAGUUGACUGAGGAUGCGAUCAAUCAGCUGGGUAAUUUAGUGUUGGUGGAUCGGAAUGACAAUUUGAUGCGUCGUAGAGAUCGUUCACCAACUGUAGAUAGCCAUAAUCCUAACUGGAACAAUCGUAAGAAUUUUAAAAAUUUCGUUAAAGUGUGGCCCAAGUAUGGAGGACAAGAUAGUACAAGUCGAGAAGGAUCUUCAGAUACAAUCCGCAACCGUGCAUUCCUAUUGACGAGACAAUAUGUGCCGACUAGGACAUAUACUAGUGGAGACUCUUCCAAGCAAGCACAAGAAGAUCUUUACGAUUUCCCAGAACCACAACCAGAGGCACAAUCGGUACCGCAAGUAGAAGCUCCUGGUCCGAACAAUUUAUUUGUGAUGGAUGAAGACGAUUCACAAGACGUAGCACUAGAAGAACCAGAAAAACCUGUCCUUCCCUCAACGUCGCAUCUAAUUGAUGAUAGAGAGAGCGACAGUGACAGUGAUGAUGACGAACCCAAAUUCCAGUUCAAGAGAAGGAAAAGAUAG
Molecule: messenger RNA, 1983 nt
Organism: Zygosaccharomyces rouxii
Lineage: Eukaryota; Fungi; Ascomycota; Saccharomycetes; Saccharomycetales; Saccharomycetaceae
Gene: XRS2
Product: Xrs2p
Exons: 1
Coding region: 1-1983 (660 amino acids)
Biological process (GO): double-strand break repair via homologous recombination; mitotic G2 DNA damage checkpoint signaling
Cellular component (GO): Mre11 complex
Molecular function (GO): damaged DNA binding; protein binding
Source: RefSeq, a predicted model, not a curated record